GUGACGUCAUUGGAGGCUGUGUUGUUAUAUAGGAGAUGCGCAUGAGACCAUCUCACAGUUUUGACAAGUGCCUGUGUGUUGUACGAGUAUUGAAAAUGCUGAAAUUCGGAACGUUUUUCGCGAUCGCCUUGGCGUUCACCACGGCGGUGCCCACAAAUGUGUUGCAGCUGGACUUGACCCCUGAAGAAGCUCAGAAGUAUCUGAACAGCCCCCCCUUCACAGAACCUAAGCUGGCUGGCCGUACAGCUGUUUUGCCUUUGAUUCGCUACAACGACCCAAGGUUUCGCUCCGCAGAAGCUGGCCCCACUCUCGGCCACUAUUGGAAGAAUGGACGCGAAAUUGAGAACCCAGAAGAUUAUGUUGAAGAAGUGAGUGUCCGCUACUGGGCUGACAGCCAAGGCUUCCACCAAGAGGACAACAUUCCCAAGGUGGUUCUCAAGCCAGUGGAAGAAGCAGAGGAUGUAAGACAGGCCCGUCUUGCUCACGAGAAGGCUUGGCAGGAGGCGGCGGCGGCGGCGCGCGUGCAGCCCGACCCUCAAGGAGAAUACAAUCCCCAAAAUGACUACCAACCAGCCGCUUCCGAACAACAAAGUGCCUACGUAGCUGCUCCCGGCCAGGUUAGCCAGGCCCGUGAAGGCAAAGCAUACUAUGGUGCCCAGGAUGCUUACCAGACUGGUGCUCAGGCGUACCCCACUCCAUACCCCGAGAAAAUCGAAGAGCCUGAACCUACUGGUCCCCCACGUGGAUUCUUCUACUCCUUCAACUACCCAACAUCCAUCCUGGUAGCCAAGAAGGACCUCCAAGGAGGAUCAGCCAACCCUGGAUAUCCCGUAGACCAAGAUACCUAUUCCAUUAACGCUAAACAAUAUUAAAUGUACAUAAAUCUAAUUAAAUAAAAAGAACCUUGCCAGUAAAAAAAUUCGCAUCUAAAACUAUUAAAACAACUGACAUUCAUGACACUUGACAUUGAUAAUUUAGUUGAUUGUUUAUAAAAAAGUGUUACUGCUUUAGGGUUGUAUAAGUUAGGUGUUAGGGCCACAAGUCCAUCUUGAGAAUGUAGCGCAUAGAAAGUUUUAUUACUGUAAUUAAUAUACAAUUUACAUUUGUUUGUUUCUUGGCGAUUUCCGGCUCGGUUCGAAAGUGUAACAUUAGUGCCAUAUUUAAUGUUAAAACUAUAUGAAUGUUUCACAAAUUCUCUGCCGUUUGGUUUGUUAAACUCUUGAACCAGGUCUUUAUUUUAGUUACCAGUUAUUUUAAGUGCCAGUGUAUUGAUAUAUUUUAGAAUUAAAUAUACGCAAUUAUA
Zerene cesonia (dogface butterfly) is the source of this 1303-nucleotide messenger RNA. RefSeq lists its product as uncharacterized. Bases 36 to 872 code for a protein of 278 amino acids. NCBI's taxonomy places the organism in Eukaryota, Metazoa, Arthropoda, Insecta, Lepidoptera, Pieridae. The record is from RefSeq and is a predicted model, not a curated record. The transcript is spliced from 6 exons.